AUGGACAGUCCUGAAAAAGCAAAUAAAGACAUUGUGAAUGAAGAGAGUAAUGAUGUUUCAAAUCAGCUCUUGUUGGACAGUGUUCAUGUUGCCAGUACGCUGAGUUUUUGGAAAGAAUGGAUAAUGAUCUCUUCCAACCUCAACACCAAAUAUAGGAUGCAUAUACUCCCAUUGGAUGUGGAGUUUUGGUCGAGGCAUGUAGCAAAUGGUGUCAGAGGUCGUCAUAAAUGGAAGGAUGUGGAUAUGGUUCUAUUCCCCAUAAAUGUUGUUGCUACCCAUUGGUUUAUGGCAGUGCUAUAUUUAGAUACCUGGAAAGUAGAUAUUUAUGAUUCAGCACGAUCCAUGAAUUUCUUUUCAAAAUACCUUACUGGUGGAGAAUUCAAAAGUUUUGGAGAUAGUAUUAUCUCAGAGUUAGAUGUCAUUGAGUACUAG
This is a messenger RNA of Lactuca saligna, 432 nucleotides long. The record is from the annotation of a GenBank genome assembly. NCBI's taxonomy places the organism in Eukaryota, Viridiplantae, Streptophyta, Magnoliopsida, Asterales, Asteraceae.